This is a messenger RNA of Fonsecaea erecta, 1161 nucleotides long. RefSeq lists its product as hypothetical. The coding region runs from base 1 to 1161 and encodes 386 amino acids. NCBI's taxonomy places the organism in Eukaryota, Fungi, Ascomycota, Eurotiomycetes, Chaetothyriales, Herpotrichiellaceae. The record is from RefSeq and is a predicted model, not a curated record. The transcript has 3 exons.
AUGUCCCAAGCGGCCUUUGCCAACUCGACCGCACCUCCCUACGAAAAGGAGAAGAAACACCGAAAGUUAGGCCGUCUCCUCGGAAAGCGGGAGAAGACCCCGGAGCCACAGCCAGAUGUCGGCCCUGACUCGGCGUAUGCGUCAAGCGGUGCCAAUAGUGCAGAUGGUGUUCAGGGAGGAAUAACUCCCGAAGGAGAAAGAAACCAGAAUGAGAUAAUAUCUGCGGAGAAGGAUAGCGAGAUAGCCAACAUCGACCAGGGCAGGAAUCUCGCAUUGAAGCCCUCGACUGGGGAGGUCUUCGAUGAAGAUACCGGGGAAGUGGUCACUGUAGUGACUACGACUACGACUACCACGACCACCACCACAACAAGAGGCGGAAAGAAGCAUCAAGAUGUGCAAAAGGAUGUCAAACGCGAAGUACAACCCGGUCCGGGCCAGCAACCUCAACUGCUGGAAAUGCCCGCAGGAUCCACAACCCCAGAACCCUCUAAUCAACCACCCAUGACAUCUACCAGCAUGGCCCAAAACGGAAGGCCACCUGUGAUGACAAGUGGAGGAUUGCUUGCGGCUGACUCGCCUCCCAUACCGGCCAAAAGUGCCAUGAGGAGAUCCGGUGACUUCUCACGGGAUGCAUACCCUGCAGACAAUGGCCCCGUGAGCCCCGUUGAUCCUCCUUAUGCAAGACGCAACAGCGGAGAAAUACCCGCCAGCCCCUCAAGGCACAACUUCAGCUACCCUACUCGGUCAUCCCUAAAAACGGCUGAUCAGCCAAUGAAACAUAAUCAAAGCACAAUCAACGAUUUGCGGGCAGCGGCUAAGGGACUUCACGGCGUUGGCGAAACUCUUCGAGGCACUUUUAGCUCGACAAUCGACCGCCGCUUCCCAUCCAAAAAUCCCGAAAAUGCCGCCCGAAUCAACGCCCGUAACGAUGAAAUUCUCCAACGAGGUCGCGCCGAAAUGGAAGGCGUCCCUGGCGGCUGGCCGACUCAUGAAGCUGACGGGUUUCAACCCGGAUAUGUACACCACGAACCCAUUCCAGCAACCGAGCCCGAGAUGGCGCCGCCAGUAACGGGACGAGAGCGUUCCCCAGGAGAGAAGCCCGCAAGUCUGAGAAAGCUAUUCAAGCGAAAACCGGUCGCCGAACAAGGUAUGGCAAGUUAA